UGCUGGAAAUACUAUAAGUUAGGUGAUUGUAUAUGUAACAUCAAAGAAUGGAAUAUGUUUUGAGGAUUUUAAUUCGAAGUGCAACACCAGCACUAAUUUCAAGUACACAUGCUUCGAAAUUUCAUAUCUAUCAUGGUUUCUAUUGCUGUAAUUCAUAGCAUGAGAUUUCUGGAAUGAUAGCAUCAUGGGUGUAGCUUCUAUUUUGUUGGCUGGAUUUGGUUCCUCUGUCUAUAAUUUUGCUGCUGACUUCUUUACGAUAUUUUUCUGCCUGUUUGUGGCCGUAUUUUCUAUCUGUCAACUCUUAUGUCUUCUUCUUACCUCUUUUGAGGGUUAUUAAAUAUGUUUAAGCACUUUGUUGUGACUUUUUUUCGGUUUUAGUAACAUAAUAUCAUUUUAGUUUUGUAGUAUAUAAUCUCCUUAACUCAUAGGAACAUAUUAGUUCUUUUGAAUCUAUAGCAUUUGACUCUCCAGUCGCCUAUGAUGCCAAAUAACAGGAAGCUAUGCCCCAAUAUUGGAUGGUUUUGGGUGCAUAACAGUAAUAACUGCAGAGAAUGGGAGGUUGUUGUUGUUCUUCCAGAAAAGCUCAUAUGCAACUGCACGGAGCACCUGUGUAUUUCUAUUGUCCACCAGUUUUGGAAGAGCAAGAGUCCUUAAGAUCUCAUGAUGUCGCAGCCUCUGCACUCAGUGCAGGACUCCUGGUUCAUUGGGAUCUGGAAGCAUCAACACCAGACACUUACAGACCCCCUCCUCCACCUUUGCCAUAUGAUAUGGUCUUUGGAUGUUCACGAUCAACAGAUUCUGAUUCUGUCAGGGAAACAAUCAGCUGCAGUAGUUUUGAUACAUCAGCUACUUGUGGAGAUCUUGGGGAAUCAGACUGCAAAGUUCAAGAAAAUUCUUUGAAUACCUCACCAAAGAAGUUAGAACUUUCAAAAUCAAAUGAACCUCAUGUUUUAGCAAAAGAAGACGAGGAUGUCUGCCCCAUUUGUCUUGAAGACUAUGAAACAGAGAAUCCAAAAUUUAUCACAAAAUGCGAGCACCACUAUCACCUCUGUUGUAUUCUUGAGUGGAUGGAAAGAAGUGAUGCCUGUCCUAUAUGUGAUCAGGAACUGGGGAUUGACCAUAGCUUUAGUUUGUAGCUAAUUAGUGCUCUUUUAAAAUCAAAGUUUAUUUGCUGCUUGAAGUCAGAGAUUGCCAACUCAGUAGACUCUGGAUGGACAGUAGCUGUUUGUUUCGAAACCUGCAGGGGAUGGGUGUCCUGCAGAUUCAUUUUUUAAUCUGGUCAUUCUCAAAUUGGAGGUUGAACUGGAUCUCUUAUGUUAGCUGUUUUGUUUGGUCAGUUGUUGGUAAAGUCUCUCUCUUUGUUUAGAGCUUGAUUUCCAAUUCUCAGACAGGUCUCUGGAUUCUAAAGUGGAGCAAUCGAGAAGUUAAGAACAAAGCCAUCCAAUGGAAACCAGAAAAAUGAAUGCCAGUGCCAUCUUCAAAGUUGUGUUGGUUUGCUACAACUCUUUUUGUACAGAUCUCUUAGUUUGUUGUAGGAAUCAUUCUGUUGUCAUUUGUUGUUAUCUGCUGCAGAAUUUGAUUUAUACACUCACUGCAGCCCUUGGAUUCUAAUCUGUAAAUCACAUCUCUGUUACAUUUUGGGUGGAUUUGAUUUGGCAAAGUUGUUUCA
Molecule: messenger RNA, 1669 nt
Organism: Prunus dulcis (almond)
Lineage: Eukaryota; Viridiplantae; Streptophyta; Magnoliopsida; Rosales; Rosaceae
Product: probable E3 ubiquitin-protein ligase RHB1A
Exons: 4
Coding region: 552-1136 (194 amino acids)
Molecular function (GO): ubiquitin-protein transferase activity
Source: RefSeq, a predicted model, not a curated record